This is a messenger RNA of Micropterus salmoides (largemouth bass), 2243 nucleotides long. RefSeq names its product nuclear factor 7, brain-like. Gene Ontology annotation, molecular function: zinc ion binding; protein binding. The record is from RefSeq and is a predicted model, not a curated record. Lineage: Eukaryota; Metazoa; Chordata; Actinopteri; Centrarchiformes; Centrarchidae. The transcript is spliced from 2 exons. Bases 152 to 1537 code for a protein of 461 amino acids.
GACCGUUGCGACCCGCCAUUAAAACAGAAGAACAACAACAACAACAUCUUCCUUCGAGUGAAUUCAGCUACAGGAGAGAAACGUGGAGGGAAAUCGCAGCAUUGCUGCUUCAACUUGAUGAGAUUUCACGCACUGAACCUUCACUGACAAAAUGGCUUCCAGAUUAGCGGACGAUCUCUGCUGUCCGGUCUGUCAGGACGUCUUCAGAGAUCCUGUUCUUCUGUCGUGUAGCCACAGCUUCUGUAAAGGCUGUCUGAGGAGAUGGUGGAGAGAGAAGCAAUCACGGGAGUGUCCAGUUUGUAAGACUGUAUCUUCAAGGGAUAAACCACCUUGUAACCUGGUGUUAAAGAACCUGUGUGAGGCCUUUUUGCUGGAGAGAGAUCGAGGAGCUUCCGAGGGUAUCUGCAGUCUGCACUCUGAGAAACUCAAACUCUUCUGUCUGGACCAUCAGCAGCCAGUGUGUCUCAUCUGCAGAGAUUCAGAAAAACACAGCAACCACAGAUUCAGACCCAUCGAUGAAGCUGCACGACAACACAAGAAGGAACUUCAGGAAACUCUGGAGCCUGUAAAGAAGAAGUUAAAGGUUUGUGAACAAGUUAAAGUGAAGUUUGAUCAAACAGCAGAACACAUUAAGGUCCAGGCCCGACACACAGAGAGGCAGAUUAAGGAGCAGUUUAAGAAGCUUCACCAGUUUCUAUAUGAGGAAGAGGAGGCCAGGAUGGCUGCACUGAGGGAGGAAGAGGAGCAGAAGAGUCAGAUGAUGAAGGAGAAGAUGGAGGCUCUGAGCAGAGAGAUAGCAGCUCUUUCAGACACAGUCAGAGCCACAGAGGAGGAGCUGAGAGCUGAAGACGUCUCAUUCCUGCUCAGCUACAAAGCUGCAGUGGAAAGAGUCCAGCAGCGCCCCCUGCUGGAUGAUCCACAGCUGCCCUCAGGAGCUCUGAUAGACCAGGCCAAACACCUGGGCAACCUGACCUUCAACAUCUGGAACAAGAUGAAGGACGUGGUCUCCUACACUCCUCUGAUUCUGGAUCCAAAGACUGUUUAUCCAACACUCAUCCUGUCAGAAGAUCUGACCAGUGUGAGGGGAGAUGAGAGACAUCAGCUUCUUGUCAAUCCAGAGAGUUUUGAUGAUUUCUGCUGUGCCCUGGGCUCUGAGGGCUUCAACUCAGGGACUCACAGCUGGGAUGUCGAGGUUGGAGACAGUGCAGGAUGGUCACUGGGUGUGUUAGAAGAGUCUUUCCAGAGGACAGGAUACGCACUGCCUGGACUAUGGACAUUAAGGUUUGAUGUAUAUAAAUAUUCAGCACACUCACCGGCUUCAUGCACAGUUCUCCAAGUGCAGACGAAGCCCCAGAGGAUCAGAGUGAAUCUGGACUGGAACAGAGGAGAGCUGUCGUUCUCUGAUCCUGAUACUAACACACACAUACACACCUUCACACACACUUUCACUGAGAGGAUGUUUCCGUACAUUUUCACCAUGGAUAAACUGAAGAUAUCACCACUGAAGAUCUCUGUGACAGUGGAACAGAGCAGUUAGAGAUAAAGAGGAUGAUUAUAUUCAUGUUGUUUGUUGCCUCAUUUUUUAUUGAUAUUAUGUCAUUUUGAAUUGUUCUGUUUUUAUUAUUUUGACGUGUGUGUGUGGAGCCAUGAAGACCAGCAAAUAUUUGGUGGAAGGUGAUUGCACUCUAUAAUUUACUCCCAGCUUCCUGUAGUAGCCUCCAAAACGUCCCAACAACCCAAUCAUCACCAAUACAAUUAAUAAUUGGCUUCAUUUCAGAAAACACUACGGUUUAGACAGAGCUUCAAUCCACUCACCAAUCCUAAACAUUGACUUUUUCUCCCUGUACUGUUCAGACCUGCAUUUUCAUAACUGGACCGUUUAUGGCCUUGAACAGUUAGGGUUUUGUUAAAGACCAGUGGGGUAAAAUACUACGUUCACUCUGUUCACCGAUGUUUAAGUGACGUUACAGAUAUCAGCGAUCUGCUGAUCAUUUACAUAUAUUACAGACUUUUGAUCCAAAAUAUCUCAGUUGUUCUACUACAAACACUUUAUAUCGUUUGUUUGUUUGUUGAAUGAUUCAACACAUGGUUUAAAAGAUAAAGAGACUUAUUUAAAAAAGUUACUUAAUAUGCCAACUUUGAUGACAAACAUUUUCUUUUGCUGGAAGUGGACAUGUUUGAUGUGUGUUCACUGUUAAUGUCUCCCUCAGUAUUUUAAUAAAGUCAUUAAUGUGUCACUGUGA